AUGGCGACCAACUCGUCCCUGAUGGAUCCCAGUGGGGGGAUCAUGGACGGCCUCAACUCGACCUCUCACAGCGGCGCCCGUGCCCAGCCGGAGACAUGGCUUGCCACCCUCCAGGACUUUGACUUUUUGCUGCUCGAAACCAAGCUCGUCCUCAGCGCCGCAGGCAUUAUCUACGUCGGCGCGCACGCGGCGCUACGCCGCCCGCCAUCGGCAGCGCCACCCCGGGACGAGAAGGCCCGGCGCAAGACGGAAGAGGAAGACAAGCUGGCGCAGGGUCUGGAGAUGUCGGACGCCAUCCUCUUCCCCGUCAUGGCAAGCGUCGUCCUUGUGGGCCUGUACUACUUGAUCCAGUGGCUUAACGACCCGGCCAUCAUUAGCAAGGUCCUGCGCUGGUACAUGUCUAUCGUGUCAGUGGCCAGCCUGGUCACGCUUUAUGCGCACAGCGCAGACCUUCUCGCGGCGUUUGCGUUCCCGCGGUACUGGCGCGGGCACGACGGCGUGCUGCUCACGGCGGACCAGAGGACGCGCGUCAUCGUCCGGUGCGACGACGCCGGCAACGUGACCGCCGCGGCGCCGACGGCGGGGAGUAGCAAUCCAUUGCCGGGUGUGCUCGGUUGGCUUGCGCCGACGGAGAGGCUGCACCGAACGGCAUGGAACGUUAGGGCCACGUUCAAACGCGAGUGGCUGCUGCGGUUGUUCCUGCACGGCGUUGGGGAGGAGAAGGCGCACGUCAAGUUUGCGACGAUGAUGGCGCUACCGCUGGCAGCCGCGACCGCGGCCCUGUACUUCACCACGACAUCGCCACUGCUGUCUAACAUGCUGGGCUACGGCAUGUGCUACUGCUCGUUCCUCGUGCUGUCGCCGACCGACCUGCUCACAGGCUCGCUGAUGCUCGGGGGACUCUUCUUCUACGAUAUCUUCAUGGUUUUUUACACGCCGUACAUGGUUACGGUGGCGACGACCCUCGACGUCCCGAUCAAGCUGCAAUUCAAGGCCGCGCAGCGCCAGAGCAUCCUCGGGCUCGGUGACAUCGUCAUCCCCGGCAUGUUCGUCGCCUGGGCGCUCCGCGCAGACCUUUACUUCCACUACAAGCGCCUGGUCAAGUACGAGUCAACGGACCUGCGCAUUGUGGAGAAGGACGCGGCAUCCGGGGAGCUGGUGACGCGCAGCGAGACGAAGCAUCGCGAGGUCAAAGCGCCGUAUGUCGAGGUCAAGGGUACUUGGGGCGACUGGUUCUGGACGCGCCGGCUCAUGCACCUUCGCGCCGCGACGGUGGUGCCGCCGUCGGUCGCGGCGGGCACCUUUGGCAAGACGUACUUUUACGCGUCCAUGGUAGGCUACCUGCUCGGCAUGCUCGCCACGCUGGCGAUGCUGCUGGUGUUCAAACGCGGCCAGCCGGCGCUGCUGUACCUGGUCCCGAGCGUGCUGGGCGCGACGUAUGUCACGGCCGUGGCCCGCGGGGAGCUCAGGGAUCUGUUGCGGUACACGGAGGACGGCAGCCUCGACACGGUGGACGUGGUCGUGGAGCUGGACGCAGAUGGGAACCCAGUCAAGGCGCUUGGCAAGCUGGAGAAUGGGGUGGUGGACAUGACGAAGAAGGAGGGCAAGGACUCUGGUUCGAAGCAGGACUCUGCCUCGAAGGAAAUCAACGGUAGCGCCGAAGAAAAGGGGGAUGAGAAGAAGGCUGGUGGUGAAGGCAAGAAGGGAAAAAAUCACCACGUCUUUCUGUUUUCACUGGAAGCGCCCCCCGACGAUGGGGAGGCUUAG
Messenger RNA from Cordyceps fumosorosea ARSEF 2679, 1767 nucleotides. Its product is annotated as intramembrane protease 2. Gene Ontology annotation, biological process: membrane protein proteolysis. The coding region runs from base 1 to 1767 and encodes 588 amino acids. Gene Ontology annotation, molecular function: aspartic endopeptidase activity, intramembrane cleaving. NCBI's taxonomy places the organism in Eukaryota, Fungi, Ascomycota, Sordariomycetes, Hypocreales, Cordycipitaceae. The record is from RefSeq and is a predicted model, not a curated record. The transcript has a single exon. Gene Ontology annotation, cellular component: lumenal side of endoplasmic reticulum membrane; cytoplasmic side of endoplasmic reticulum membrane; membrane.